AACGUCGCAGGAUUUAGCCUUUUCACUUGCCGUACUGGGGCAGGGCAUUUGCUAACAAACAGCCUACGCAAUUUUAGAGAUUGUUCAUAUUCAUUGCAGUUUUUAAAAUUAGUGUCGUUUAACCAAACGGCACAUAUAUUGCCCGAGGAGUUUAUCACCAAAUAUAUACAUGAAUUUACACAUAACCGCUUUAUCGCGUUCUAAAUUUUGUUCGCUAGCGCGAAUGCUAACAAUUACAAGCUAGGGUACACCUCACAUCUCCGAGCCUGCUAAACUUCCACACUAUGGAUUCAUUGAAGCCACAAGUUGCGUGCUCGGGAGAUGAGGGAGGCAAAAUUAUGUUAUCGGAGAUGGAGAUCGGGUGCGGAGGCGACGAAGCGAGUAAGGGCGAGUUAACGGAGAUGGAAAUGGGCGACUCUGGGGAUGGAGGAGAGCCUAAAACCUGUGUGUUGGAGGGCUUCGGUGAGCGGGACCUGAUCGAGGCUCUCAUCGCCAGUCUUCCGGACAUCCACGGCGACCAGACGAACCGGGAGUCCGCCACGGAGAAGUUCCAGGAGACACUCAGCCAAUAUCAAGAUCAGCCUCAUCUGCUGGACCCACACUUGGAAUGGAUGGUGAAUAUGUUACUCAAGUUGGUGAGGAGUGAGAACUGCCCUUCUUCCCUUUUUCAUUUGGGCUUCAAGUUUCUCUACAUCAUCUGUAAGGUGCGCGUCUACAAAAUCUUCAUUCGCCGAUUGCCUCAUGAAGUCGCUGACAUAGAGCCAGUUCUGGAUUCGCUGUCCAAGCAAGACCCGACAGACACUGAGACAUGGUCGACACGCUACAUUCUGCUGCUGUGGCUGUCCAUGACCUGCCUCACGCCCUUUGACCUUUCCCGCCUUGAUGGCAAUCUGAAGUCUGAAGAUGGCCAAGGAAGAGAGGCCAUCAUGGACCGCAUCCUCGCUAUUGCUAAGUCAUAUCUUGGUGUCAGCGAUGGCUGCAGGCUUGCUGCAUCCGUGUUGGUCUCAAAAUUCAUGACGAGGCCUGAUGUGCUCAAGAGGUGCCUUGGAGAUUUCCUGGACUGGAUUCUCGCCACUAUAUCCCAAAAUAAUGACCAGUCUUUGGACUCCAUUCGGGUGCUAGAUGGUGCUCUACAGUCUCUGGCAAUGCUUUUCCAGCAUGGCAAGCGGGAGGAUCUCUUACAGCAUGCUUCUGGAGUUUUGCGGUGUCUGGAAGAAAAGCGUCUGUCAGAAAGUAGCCAAGCCACGCUGAGGAAGCUCAACGUCAAACUGAUCCAGCGGUUGGGCCUCACCUACCUGAAGCCACGCUUGGCUCCUUGGAGGUACCAGAGAGGAAGCAGGUCCAUCGCAUCGACCCUUUUGACCAGCCAGGCCACAGAUAGCCUCAAAGAGACGACACAAGGGGAGGAGGAUUAUGAUAUUCCAGAGGAAUUAGAGACAGUCAUUGAGCAUCUACUGAUGGGACUUAAGGAUAAAGAAACAAUAGUGCGGUGGUCUGCAGCAAAGGGUGUUGGGAGAGUGACUGGGAGGCUUCCGAAGGAGCUGGCGGACGAAGUCGUGGCCUCAGUGCUGGACUGCUUCAGCUUCCAGGAGACGGAUACCUGGCACGGAGGCUGCCUGGCCCUUGCAGAACUUGGCAGGAGAGGGUUACUGUUGCCCUCCAGAUUAACUGAUGUGGUGCCGCUUAUCAUCAAGGCCCUGACCUACGAUGAAAAAAGGGGCGCCUGCAGUAUCGGCUCUAACGUUCGCGAUGCGGCCUGUUACGUCUGCUGGGCCUUCGCCAGGGCAUACGAUCCCAAAGAGCUCAAGCCUUUCGUCAGUCAAAUUUCCAGUUCUUUGCUCGUUACAACCGUGUUCGAUCGAGAUGUCAGCUGCCGCAAAGCCGCCUCAGCUGCUUUCCAGGAAAACGUCGGCAGGCAGGGUACGUUUCCUCAUGGCAUUGACAUUGCAACCGCAGCGGACUAUCAUGCUGUGGGGAUUCGCAACCACUGCUAUCUGAACACCAGUGUUUACAUUGCUAGUUUUCCUGCGUACACUAAAGCCAUGAUUGACCACUUGGUAGUCAAGAAAGUAAACCACUGGGAUGGUGCAAUUCGAGAGCUCACCUCCAAAGCGCUCCACAACCUGACACCUCAAGCACCUGAUUACAUGGCCACUUCGGUUCUGCCACAACUGUUGAACAUGGCCGUGGCUUCAGACCUCCAAGGUCGCCACGGAGCUAUCUUGGCGUGUGCAGAGGUGACACAUGCACUGUACAAACUGGGCCUCUCCACAGGCAGGACCUUAGUGGACAUCAUUCCCUCAGAGUGCGUGGUGGCUUUGAAGGGCAUUCAUCAGAAGCUACAAGACAGGAAUCAGUAUAGGGGUUUUGGAGGAGAGCUAAUGAAGCCAGCCAUGUGCAGACUUAUUGAAAAGCUUUCACUGUCCAAAAUGCCAUUCAAGAGCGACCCAGUCAUCACUGGCUGGCAGGGACUUAUUGACGACACCAUCAAAACGCUUCAUCUGGUCUCCAGCGGUGUCAAGGAUGGCAUCCUGGCCGCUGUGCUGUGUGCCUUGUCUGCUUUGUGUGAAGAAUACUACCAGGCGCAGGCUGACUCAGAGAAGCAGAGUGUGCUCAUAGCUCAGUAUAUUGAGGAGCUGCAGAGUCCACAAUUGCUCACCCGUUGCGGCUCUGCCCUGGCCCUCGGCUGUCUGCCGACCUUUAUGAUCCACAGCAAACUGACGCAGAUCCUCGACAGCCUCGGCCAGAUGCACGCCGUCUGUCUGCGCGAGGGGCGUUUCCCAGAGGCCAGGAGGGACGCGGUCCGAGCGCUGGCUCAAGUAUGCAUGAAGGCGGGUGUUUGUGCCGACGGGCCCCCGGCGUCGUUUCUGUGCUCAGAGAACAUAGCUGACGUGUACAGCAUCCUCCUGGACAGCAUGGAUGACUACACCACGGACAGCAGAGGGGAUGUGGGCGCCUGGGUCAGGGAGGCAGCAAUGACAAGUCUCAAGGAUGUUACCAUCCUGGUGACCAGAACAGCACCAGAGAUCCUUCUCCCAGACCAGGUGACGUUAAUGAUGUGCAGACUCGCGCAACAGUCGGCGGAGAAGAUUGACCACUACAGAGCGCACGCGGGCACCAUCUUCACGCAGCUCCUGCACUACGCCGACCCGACAGUUCCACACAUCCCCCACAGAGAGGAGCUGCUGAGCAUCUUUCCACAGGAAGUCAAAGCCAGUCUGAACUGGAAAGCUCCAUCCCAAGCAUUCCCGUAUGUCACCAAGCUACUUGGACUGCCCAAGUACCAGUACCAAACUUUGCUGGGCCUCACUGUGUCUGUGGGUGGGAUGACCCAGUCCACAGUUGCGGCCUCCUCCCAGUCUUUGUUUGACUACCUGCGUGGGAUCCAACAUGACCGCGCUGUUUUGGAGCACUUUGCUAUGGACGCAUUGAUUAAAAUCUUGAGAGAAAAUGUGCGCAACACAAGGAUCUCCCUCCCUUUCCUCAAAAUGUUAAACCAGUUGUUGUCCAACGGCUGCUUUGACAUCUUUACCUCAGAAGAAAAUCAUCCUUUUUGUGUGGAGCUGCUGUCGCUGUGCGAAGUGGUCAGGCGAUCCAAGGAUGUGUCCAAGCUGCGCGCCUGCAUCGCCGUCUACUGUGGCCUCAUCCAGUUCCCGGGCGAAGUCCGUAAGGAGAUCCUCUACCAGCUGCUGAUGCUCAUCUGCCACUCUUUUCUUGUGAUAAGAACGACAACAGCCAGCCUGAUGUACGAGAUGCUGCUGACUUAUGACGACGUUGUCGAUCCCGAAGUUUUGGAUGACGUCAUGAACCUGCUCAGCGACACUAACUGGGAGAGUGAGCCUGACAUUUUGCGCCCCACUCGAAAUCAGCUACGUGAUUUGUUGGGGGUGCCCAUGAAGCGACCGCUUGCUCAGAAACCUACCGAACAUUCCAAAUGAGAUGUCCAGAGAGAGACACAAAAUGGAUGACAUUCUGUUUGGUAUCAAUUAGCCUUCCAUUAAUUCGAAAUCAUGAUAAUAAAAAAGCUAAGUCAU
Messenger RNA from Hippocampus zosterae (dwarf seahorse), 4034 nucleotides. RefSeq names its product tubulin folding cofactor D (gene tbcd). Gene Ontology annotation, biological process: adherens junction assembly; bicellular tight junction assembly; tubulin complex assembly. The record is from RefSeq and is a predicted model, not a curated record. The transcript is spliced from 39 exons. Gene Ontology annotation, cellular component: lateral plasma membrane. Lineage: Eukaryota; Metazoa; Chordata; Actinopteri; Syngnathiformes; Syngnathidae. Bases 285 to 3938 code for a protein of 1217 amino acids. Gene Ontology annotation, molecular function: beta-tubulin binding; GTPase activator activity.